This is a messenger RNA of Exophiala dermatitidis NIH/UT8656, 4294 nucleotides long. RefSeq lists its product as uncharacterized. Gene Ontology annotation, molecular function: sequence-specific DNA binding; zinc ion binding. NCBI's taxonomy places the organism in Eukaryota, Fungi, Ascomycota, Eurotiomycetes, Chaetothyriales, Herpotrichiellaceae. The record is from RefSeq and is a predicted model, not a curated record. Gene Ontology annotation, biological process: regulation of transcription by RNA polymerase II; rDNA heterochromatin formation; silent mating-type cassette heterochromatin formation. The transcript is spliced from 2 exons. Bases 471 to 3938 code for a protein of 1155 amino acids.
CUGGCUGGCACUGCAUCAUCCCCACUCCGAGGUCGCGCUGCAACACGCUCCGCAUUGCUUCACGCGUUCAAUGCCCAAAAGCCUGCAGCUGCACCCGACUCUUCCUUCAUUGACCUUUCCCCCUGCCAUUCAUUCUUACUAGAUAUCCUCUCAACUCUCCUUUGUAACGUCUGAACAUUAAAUCCUUUCUCGUCCGGUUUGUCACUGCGUUCAAAGCUAGACAAGCAUCGCAUGGGCGCCGGUUGAAAAAGCACUCAACUCAUAAUCCAUCUCAAGGUGUUCUCGAUCGACCUGCUACGCGAGCUUGCAAACACCCCAACGAAACUUGAUUCCGAACACCACCGCCUCUCUCGGUCUACAUAAUCCUCUUACCUUGCAAGCGAUGAGAGAAUUCUAAAGUCCUUCUAACGACUCGCGUGGCUGGGACUUCCUUCCCUCCGUGGAAUCGCGUCCCAUCCCACAGCUUCGCCAUGGCGUCCUCACCAGUGGAGGGCGUCUCAAUACGGACGAUCAGACUUAAAGUCUUGUACACCUUUGAUGUCGAACAAAAAGAUAUCCACCUGGCGCGGUGGCCACAUCCCUUGGAAGUGCAGACUGCCUUUAUUGACGACGUCAAUCAAAUUGGCGUCGUCGACCUCCGGACGUGUUUGGAAGCUGUUACGACCGCGAGCCCAGAGCUUACGACGCAUCCCGAAAAUGACUACACGGUUUAUGCCUAUGACUACUCAGAGCCUGAUACACCAUUGGUUGGACAGGGAAUGCUGUCGAGGACACUUAGCAAUCAAGAGCAAGGUGCAGGCGGAGAUACUGAAGCUAUGGUGACAGGGAGGAUCACCAAGAAUGUGAUGGGCUUGUUCUCAAAGAACGCGCAGGAGUUACUCGAAGUAAAGCUUCGCCUUCGCCCGGUGAACACGUUUUCACACGGGAGGCAUCGCUCAGGAAGUGUCUGUUCUCAAGAUGGCCUUCGACCGCAAUGGGGUAACGGGGCUACGACACAACCCGUGGCUUCCUCAACAUCACCUGUAAAUGUGAUGGGUCUGGAAGCGAUGCAGAGGAUGUUAAGUCGAGACGCGUCGCAGGCUGCUGGACCGAUCAGCAGACCUGGAACACCAGACGCGUCGCAGACCUUCAAUGCGCCAGCGAGGCACGGUGGAAACAUGUCUCGUCCGAGUUCAAGAGCCGGAAUGGCGCAGACCUCUCACUCCAGGCGAGACUCUUUCAACUCUGGUUACUAUAGUGGCGACGAGGUUGUUGAGGAGGGCCCUUCAAGAAAGCGAGCAAAAAUCACCAAAGUUGACUGGCCUACUAAGUCAGACCUGAACAUCGAACGGCAGCCUGAAUCACUACGAGUGGCGGCCAGCAUUGCUUCCAGUGUGCGUCUCCACCGUCCGAUUGCCAUCAAUCCCGCCAGCGCCGCCCAAGGAGGCAUCUCGUCGGAGGAACCAGUCCGACCGCCGACCCCGAUACCCGCAACUAAGUCAGGCAAACCGCGUGGCCGGCCAGGUCGACCACGAAAGAAUCCUCCAAGCAACCUCGUGCGUGGAUCCCAGGUCAGAGAAUCUUCUCCCACCACAGAACCAGCACCGCAGCCUGAGCUUCUCAAUGUGCCAAUCGCUUCCCCCGAAGACACACGAGCGCGCAGUGUAUCUAGCACCCCCGCAAACAUACCGUCUUCGCCACCUGUCAUGCCUGAACAACAUAAUCCCAUGGCCACUAGUCCUGCUCUUCCUCCCAUGACGGGUCACGGGACUGAUUCGGGCUUUAUGAGUGGGAAUCUCGAGGAGCUUUUCGGUGACGACCAGACUCUGCAUUUCGACGAUUUCAUAAUUGAUAGACACGGAGACGAGGGAGCAAACCAAGACCAAAAUAAUAAGACGGCUGAUAUCAGCCCGCCAGUCUUCCAAGAUUGUCCAGAGAACGGAGGUCAAUUAACGGAUCAGCAAAAGCCUCGGAUGGUUCCACCUCCCCUUCCCGCCGCUUCACGGCCUCCAGCAAGAGCACAAUCACACGCCCCAGCGCUCCGACCCAGCAUGUCAUCCCCUAGGCUGGCACCAGCGCCCAUUCCAAGAGCGCGCCAGAUCAUGGAAGAACAACGAGACCAGCAGCGCAUGAAAGCACUAGCCCCGGCGCCAGUACCAAAGAGCGACCCGCCAUCAAGAACCUUCCAACGCUCGCAGACAUGGGCACCCGAUAGUGACGCACUCAUGUCCGAUGCACCUACAGCGGAGGAAGCCCGAGCCAAAGCGGCAUCUAGAAAGAAGGUGGGCAAAGAGCAGACAAAGGCCAGGUUAGAGGCUGCAAUUGCCAAUGGAGAGAUGCCACCAUUCUGUGACAAUUGUGGAUCGAUCGAAACCCCAGCUUGGAGACGUGCCUACGCUAAGACCUUCCAUUGCGCAUGGGACGAGGUGGAAACGUCUCUAGACCAGGGCGAAUGCUGUUACAAGGAGAUCCUUGAGCAUAACUCCGAUGGGAGCGUGAAAAAGUUUCGAGGGUACAAAGUGGAGAGGAGGGCGGGAGAUGAGCAGGAUGAGUGGGUGUCCAUCACGUUGUGCAAUCCUUGCGGGCUAUGGUUCCAUAAGCAAAAAUGCCCUCGACCGCCGGAAAAGUGGCAGAAGAAGGAUCCCAACCAGAAGGGCAAGCGCAAAAGAAACAACAACUCAACCAAAGCUCCGAAAAAGGCGAAUGAAAACACGAACUUGAAGAGUGAUGCCCAGACUCCCGCUAGUGACGACUCUUCACCGGCCGAUACUGCCACCGAAGCCCUCGAUGCUGAUGACAACGAAAACGAGGCAAUGAACAACGAAGAUCUCGUGGCUGAUGAUGCUGAACCACAACUGCCUCGGAUGCCACAUACGUUCAGGGCUAGUAGUGCCGACCCUGGGCCAAGGGGAUUGCAGACAAGCUUUCGCCAUCGAGCUCCCGGCAGACAGAUACAAUCAAGUCCUGGACAAGCACAGGGUUCGGAAGGUGUGCCCAUUGAGAUCGAUCUUACCCCAAAACCAGUACGAAGGCAACUUUUCCCAUCUCCAGAGAAACUACAGGUUCGAUCUGACCCGGGUCCGGUCGCACUGACCUCCAAAUCCGCCACCAACCUCCCGGCAUGUGUUCGGCGAAGUCCAAGACUCAAUAAGACGAGGGACGCUUUCGCGUUACCCGCAGGCGCCGUUGAAGUAGUUGUGGAUGGGAAGGAGAAUGUUGCUCCGGUGGCAGCACCAGCAGUCAUUGACAACGACCUGGCUGAUCUCUUUGAAGAAGGGCCUGCUGAGGUGGAACUUCCUCCUAUGACACCGACUCCAAAGAGACGGUCAGAACGCCUGUUGCUCAAGACGCCUUCAAAGACCCCUCAACGACAAUUCGGUGCUGCUUUGUCGCCGAAUCAUGAAUCACAUUCCACCUUCCGCACUCCAAAGGCAAAAUCAUCAGCACAUCCGGCACUGGCCGCAUUGCUAGGCACUGCACACAAAAGCGUGGUGGAGAUGACGCCAUUCACCCGAUCAAUCCACGAUGCCUUGACCAGCGACCUUCCGCUACCAAUGGAUUUGCCCGAGGAAGAGAAGGAGCUGUUACGCAGAUCGUCGAAGAAAAACUCGCCGAAUAAGGCUCUCAAUUUCGACUUUCCCGACCUACCGUCUCUAAAGAACUCUUCUCCGAUUUCGCAUGACCAAUUGCUCAACUUCAGCUUCUCUGAACUGACUACCGACCCUUUGAACAGCGAUUGCCCAGAUCCUUUCGCGACCCAGGGCACGAUGCCGAGUUCACCGCCUCCAGGUCUUUUCAAUUUCCUGGAUACCAAUGAGCACGCUUUGUGGGACGAGAUCAUUGCAGCGGAUGCGAAUCCUCAUGAUGGGCAUUCCACUUAUCCAGAUCCAGACACUGCCGCGGGAGCAAAGAUGUCUCAUCCUCGGCGAAGAAGUCCGCGGAAACAGCACAAUGACUGAGCUGGCGGAGGAUGUCCAUCCAACGGACAUAUGUUUUGGAUUAUAUGUGUUUUACUUGAGUGGUGUACUUCUCAGCGGAAGAGAUCCUUCACAGCAUCGUGGUUUUUCACGUGGAUAAUGAUAAAAACAUCAGUGUGCCAGCCUAUAUGGCCGAGCUAAGAAAUUAAUGCAAAACCAAACAUCCUUUUGUGAAGUUGCUCUAUCUUGCAUACACCUCUUGCGUAAAAUGCCCAAGUUUUGAACCGACGUUAAGUGUUCAUUUUUGCGGAGGGUGAGCCCGUUGCCAUCCCGCAAUACACUGUCUUCCAUAGGUAGCCAUCUGCAAGAAAUCAUGGGCUUUUCUUGAUUGUUCAACA